Messenger RNA from Trichomycterus rosablanca, 3156 nucleotides. It is a transcript of the gene matn4, whose product is annotated as matrilin 4. Lineage: Eukaryota; Metazoa; Chordata; Actinopteri; Siluriformes; Trichomycteridae. Gene Ontology annotation, molecular function: calcium ion binding. The record is from RefSeq and is a predicted model, not a curated record.
AUGAAGUGUCCAACAAUAUGGGGGUUGUUUGUGUGUGUCGGCUUUCUGCUGGCUUUGAUGGAUGUCACAGAAGCAAGGCCCAAAGCAGCUGGAAAUACAAGAUGCAAAUCUGGCCCAGUCGAUCUGGUCUUCAUCAUUGAUGGUUCACGCAGUGUUCGGCCACAUGAGUUCGAGACGAUGCUCAAAUUCAUGAUUGACAUCAUCAAAGAUCUGGAUGUUGGGCCUAAUGCUACCCAUGUUGGUGUUGUUCAGUAUUCCAGCCAAGUGCAAAACGUAUUCUCCCUUAAACAGUUUACUGAGCACCAGCAGAUGAUUAAAGCCAUUAGUGAGAUCAUCCCACUAGCACAGGGCACCAUGACUGGACUGGCUAUCCGUUAUACAAUGAAUGUUGCAUUCUCUAUUGAGGAAGGAGCUCGGCCCAAUGUGCCCCACGUGGCUGUAAUUGUCACAGAUGGCCGUCCACAGGACCGCGUGGCUGAGGUAGCUGCAGCUGCUCGAGAUGCUGGAAUCGAGAUCUAUGCCGUGGGUGUAGCCAGAGCUGACAUGACGUCUCUGAGGGCCAUGGCAUCACCACCUUAUGAGGAUCAUGUCUUCCAUGUGGAGACCUUUGAUCUCAUUCACCAGUUUGGACUCAAGUUCCAAGACAAGCUUUGCAAAAUGGAUCUUUGUAUUUCGUCUGACCAUGGCUGUGAUCAUAUCUGUGAGAGUUCUCCUGGCUCAUACCACUGUCUUUGCCUGCCUGGUUACACACUCGGCAGUGAUGGAAAGACCUGCAAUGCUAUCGAUCUGUGUGUGGAGGGGAAGCAUAACUGUGAGCAGAUUUGUAUCAGCUCUCCUGGCUUUUUCACCUGUGACUGCAAUACUGGCUACACACUCAACGAAGACAAGAGGACCUGCAAAAUGAUCGACUACUGCUCAUUUGGAAAUGAUAGCUGGUGUGUGAGUGUGCUUCAAAGGUUUUAUUGAUGCUGCUAUGAAGGACACACUCUUAACAAGGAUAAAACAAGUUGUACAAUGAUCAACUACUGCUCAUUUAGGAAUGAUAGCUGUGAGCACGAGUGUGAGAGUGUCCUCAAUGGCUUUAACUGUCGCUGUAGGGAGGGAUACACACUUAAUGAAGAUAGAAAGACUUGCACAAUGAUUGACUACUGCUCAUUUGGAAAUGAUGGUUGUGAGCAUAAGUGUGUGAGCAUCCUAAAUGGCUUUAAUUGUCACUGUAAUGAAGGAUACUUACUAAAUGAAGAUAAAAGAACUUGUACAAUGAUUGACUACUGCUCAUUUGGAAAUGAUAGUUGUGAUCAUGAGUGCGUGAGCAUCCUAAAAGGCUUUAAUUGUCGCUGUAAUGAAGGAUACUCACUCAAUGAAGAUAAAAGAACCUGUACAAUGAUUGACUACUGCUCAUUCGGAAAUGAUAGCUGUGAGCAUGAGUGCGUAAGCAUCCUAAAAGGCUUUUACUGUCGCUGUAAUGAAGGAUACUCACUCAAUAAAGAUAAAAGAACAUGCACAAUGAUUGACUACUGUUCAUUUGGAAAUGAUAGCUGUGAGCAAGAAUGUGUGAGUGUCCUUAAUGGCUUUUACUGUCACUGUAAUGAAGGAUACUCACUCAAUGAAGAUAAAACAACCUGCACAAUGAUUGACUACUGCUCAUUUGGAAAUGAUAGUUGUGAGCAUGAGUGUGUGGGUAUCCUUAAUGGCUUUUACUGUCACUGUAAUGAAGGAUACUCACUCAAUGAAGAUAAAACAACCUGCACAAUGAUUGACUACUGUUUGUUUGGGAAUGACAGCUGCGAGCACGAGUGUGUGAGCAUCCUUCAUGGCUUUUACUGUCGCUGUAAUGAAGGAUACUCACUCAAUGAAGAUAAAAGAACCUGUAAAAUGAUUGACUAUUGCUCACUUGGAAACCAUGGCUGUGAUCAAGAAUGUGUGGGUGUAUUAAAUGGAUUCUACUGCCGCUGCAACAAGGGAUACACACUUCAGAAAGAUGAAAAGACUUGCCAGAUGAUUGACUAUUGCUCAUUUGGAAAUCAUGGCUGUGAUCAAGUAUGUGUGGGCAUAUUAAAUGGAUUCUACUGCCGCUGCAAUGAGGGAUACACACUUCAGAAAGAUGAAAAGACUUGUCAGACAGAUAACCUGUGUAAUGUAAUAGAGCAUGGCUGUGAGUACCAGUGUGUGAGUACACCAGGAUCAUACCAUUGUAUCUGCCCUGAAGGUCAUCUUCUACAGGAAGAUGAGAAGAGCUGUGGAAGCUGCAGAUCAUCCAACAUAGAUUUGGUCCUUCUGAUCGAUGGCUCCAAGAGUGUCCGGCCACAGAACUUUGAACUUGUCAAGCAAUUUGUUAACCAAAUUGUGGACCAGUUAGAUAUCUCGGCUCAUGGUACACGCGUGGGUCUUGUUCAGUACUCCAGCCGGGUGAGGGCUGAGUUUCCACUCAACAUGUAUAAGAGCAAAGAUGAGAUCAAGGCAGCUGUGAUGAAAGUAUCAUACAUGGAAAAGGGAACCAUGACAGGGCUGGCAAUGAAGCACAUGGUGGAGAACAGUUUCUCAGAGGCAGAGGGUGCACGUGCUGCCUCAAAAAACAUCCCCAGGAUCGGGUUGGUUUUUACUGAUGGACGUUCUCAGGAUGGCAUAACAGAGUGGGCCAAGAAGGCUAAGGAUGCAGGCAUCACUAUGUAUGCUGUUGGUGUGGGCAAAGCUGUGGAGGAUGAGCUGAGAGAGAUCGCCUCUGAACCAGUGGACAAGCACUUCUUCUACACUUCUGACUUUACUGCCAUCAAUCAGAUUGCAGAGAACCUUAAACUCAAUGUCUGUCCUGAGGAGAGUCAGGGGAAAACUGAGGUGAAGGAUCCUUGUGUAUGUGAAAGCCUGGUGGAGUUUCAACAGGCUACCAUGAGCAGUCUGAACAAGCUUAACCAAAAAUUAUCAGCAAUGACUGCACGAUUGGAGCAUCUGGAGGAGCAGCUACUUGCAAAGAAAUAAAAUUGUUUAAUGGUCUUAAAGGGUUGAGUUUUUUUUUUUUUUUUAAAGCAGGACUGGACCUGAAAAGAUCUCAAAAUUGUUUUGCAAGUAUAAGAGAUGGAAAUAAAUCAUAUCUACAUCUGCAAGUAUAAAAUAUAACAAUGCAUUGUGUUUACAUUAACCUGGCAUUGCAUCCGAUUG